Athene cunicularia (burrowing owl) is the source of this 3364-nucleotide messenger RNA. RefSeq names its product cystathionine beta-synthase-like. Gene Ontology annotation, cellular component: cytoplasm. The record is from RefSeq and is a predicted model, not a curated record. Gene Ontology annotation, molecular function: cysteine synthase activity; cystathionine beta-synthase activity. The transcript has 19 exons. Lineage: Eukaryota; Metazoa; Chordata; Aves; Strigiformes; Strigidae. Bases 217 to 1950 code for a protein of 577 amino acids.
CCACUUUUUCAGCUAGGACAGCUGACUCGGUGCCUCUUCCCUUCAUCCCUCCUGAAAGGCAUGAAAGAUACAGAAGAAAUUGCUGCUUGGACUUCCUACAGCAACAAGAUACGUUCCUGAGAUCUCUGCUUUGAAGAGGAUUCCAGUCUUGUGACCCACAGUUCUUUGUCUCCUGAAAAAAGUCCAGUCUACUGUGCCAUCACCUUCACCAACAACAUGGAGAAGUUGACAUUCAAAAGGCCUAUUUCUGUGUCUAAGGAUGAAAUGCCUACACUUCCUUCCCAGGAGAAGCCAGAUAUGAACUCAUGCCCUCAUGCACCUGGCAGAUAUUUUCUCCCUGGUGGGAUGGACAAUGAGAACUGCAAGGCUAAUGAGAAGGAAAGGGAGUGGAUCCGCCCUGAUACACCUAGCAAAUGCACAUGGAAGCUUGGGAAACCCCUCUCUGCCUCCCCUCAUCGUCAUACCACUCUGCCAGAGCCUCUGAAAAUUCUGCCAAGCAUCCUGAAUAAAGUUGGCAAUACGCCCUUGGUGAGAAUCAACAAGAUUGGGAAGCAAUAUGGGCUCAAGUGUGAACUCUUGGCAAAAUGUGAGUUCUUCAAUGCUGGGGGCAGUGUGAAGGACCGCAUCAGCCUGAGAAUGGUGGAGGAUGCUGAGAAGGCUGGGAUCUUGAAGCCUGGAGAUACAAUCAUAGAGCCAACCUCUGGAAACACAGGAAUUGGGCUGGCCUUGGCUGCAGCAGUGAAGGGUUACCGCUGUAUCAUUGUGAUGCCAGAGAAAAUGAGUAUGGAGAAGGUGGAUGUCUUGAGAGCUCUGGGUGCUGAGAUUGUGAGGACCCCCACUACUGCCAGAUUUGAUUCUCCUGAAUCUCACGUGGGAGUAGCAUGGAGACUGAAAAAUGAAAUCCCCAAUGCACAUAUACUAGACCAGUACCGUAAUGCCAGCAACCCCCUGACGCACUACGACACCACAGCUGAAGAGAUCCUGCAGCAAUGUGAAGGAAAAAUAGACAUGCUGGUGGCUACAGCUGGCACAGGAGGUACCAUCACUGGCAUCUCCAGAAAGCUAAAGGAGAAGUGUCCAGGUUGCAAAAUUAUAGGUGUUGAUCCUGAAGGCUCCAUCCUUGCUGCACCAGAUGAAUUGAACAAGACUGACAAGACAAUGUAUGAAGUGGAAGGAAUCGGAUAUGAUUUUGUCCCCACAGUGUUGGAUAGAUCUACAGUGGACCAGUGGUACAAGAGCAACGAUGAGGAGUCGUUUGCUUUAGCCCGCAUGCUGAUCCGAGAGGAAGGACUGCUGUGUGGUGGCAGCUCAGGCAGUGCCAUGUCUGUAGCUGUGAAGGCAGCCAAAGAGCUGAAGGAAGGUCAGCGCUGUGUUGUUAUCCUCCCUGACUCUAUCAGGAACUACAUGUCCAAGUUCUUGAGCGACAAAUGGAUGAUUCAGAAAGGAUUCAUGAAAGAAGAAGACCUUGUCAAAAAACCUUGGUGGUGGAACAUCAGUGUUCAGGAACUCAGCCUCUCUGCUCCCCUGACUGUGCUUCCAACUGUUACCUGUGCAAAGACUGUUGAAAUUCUCCGUGAGAAGGGAUUCGACCAGGUACCAGUUGUUGAUGACUCUGGGGUGAUUUUGGGCAUGGUUACCCUGGGUAACAUGCUUUCUUCACUGCUUGCUGGAAAAGUUCAGCCUUCUGAUGAAGUCAGCAAAGUAAUCUACAAACAAUUUAAACAGACAGAUAAUCAAGCAUCAGGUGGAAAUGUGAUUAACCUGAAAGACAACUUGGGGAAACUCUCUCAUAUACUGGAAAUAGACCACUUUGCUCUAGUGGUUCAUGAACAAAUUCAAUAUCACACUGACGGUUCCUCAAGUAAGCGGCAAAUGGUGUUUGGCAUCGUUACAGCCAUCGACCUGCUUAACUUUGUGACUGCACGAGAACGGGAAAGAAAGUCCAACUAAAGUCAAGUAGCAACAUGGAGCCUCUUCAACAACAUUUUGCAAUCUCCAAAGAAGUAUCAGGUUUAUUUCUUAGGUAGAAUGGUCUGUCCUUGGGGUGUUUUUUCAAAAAUUCUGAAAAUAAGCAGUUAGCUAUCCUGGUGUCAGCUAUGCAGCUAGUGCAUUUUACUGUAUUGCACAGCUUCUGGGGACUUGUUUCUUAAUCAGGUUACACAAUAUUUCUUAUCAAGACAGUUUAUUUUUUUACCUAUAUAUAUAUGUAUGUAAAAAUAGUGCUUAAAUUAACUGGUGUGUUCCUUACUUGUUAUGUCUAAAGUCUGGCUUUCCAAAACAUUGUUUCAGAUUCAUAAAAUGUGUUGAAAUAAAGAGUUACUGAAGCAGAGGCCCAAGAGAGCUCUGGAAAGUUUUGUUGGGUUGGUUUUUUUUUUUUGUGCAGGGUGUUAAGUUAGAUAAUACCUGUGUGGAAACAAAAAUGGCACUGGGGCAUGGAAAGAAGAAAGAGGGGUUUCCCUUUUGGUGAAAUCGGUGUAAAACAGGAGGAAAUCCUGAGGGCUGGAGAUGAGGCUUGUUUCAACCAGCUGCUCUGAGGAAAAACUGACUUGAGUGGAAGCCUGACAGUGAAGUGAUGAACAUAAACUAGUGACUUUGUUUUACAUGGUGCUUCCACUUUCAGUGCAAAGGCAGACGUUUCUUUUUUUCCAGUUACACCCUGAUAAGUAAGCACCAGUGAAAAGAUUAAAAGGUAAGAUCAAGCUUCUUGCCUGAAGGUUUUUGAAUAUCAUGCUUUCAUCUAGUGCCUUCUCCUUACCUCCCCACCCUCUUAUUUCUCUUAAAGUGCUGCUUCUUAAUGCCAGUUUUAGAAGAGCCAAAGGUAACCUGUCAAGAGCUUUCAAGUCCUGUUUAAGUGCUCCUACACUGUAGUGCCUUAUUCCAGGAGAAAAACCCUACUGUUAAUUGAAUUCACUGUAGCCAAGCUUGGAAGUAACUGGUAAACAUGGUGUAGACUGUCACUGUCAAGAGUACACAGACUAAUGUGCCGUAGGUGUGUGCAGCUACAACUUUUCACCACUUCUGUAACUCUGGAUUCUUCAGUAAAUGUUUGACUGGCGUAGCUGUGGCGCAGUUUGGCACUAGCAGCCCCAUCUGUAUGCUGCUGGGCUCAGGCUACCAACUGCUGCUAGUAGUAGUGAUGAGUGGAAUCAUGCUGUGGUUAUAAGAGAAAAGUAGCUGUUCUUCAUCUUCAUAAAGACUGUUCUAAUCUUCUGACCGACCUUUUGCCAAGAAUAGUUUUUGAUCAGCAAGGAGUUACAGUUUUAGAUUUUCUCUCCACUGCAGUAGAAAAAUGCUAUUUAGGCUGAGGCUAUUGCUGGUAAGAUAGCAGAGUUUUUUGUUUAGUUGAUUUUUUUGUUUUUUUUUU